Molecule: messenger RNA, 750 nt
Organism: Chenopodium quinoa (quinoa)
Lineage: Eukaryota; Viridiplantae; Streptophyta; Magnoliopsida; Caryophyllales; Amaranthaceae
Exons: 2
Coding region: 1-750 (249 amino acids)
Source: RefSeq, a predicted model, not a curated record
AUGAAUAAAGAUGGAGAAUCUUUUUCUUCUGACUUCCAUCCUGCUCUAGGUGUUAAUAUUAUCAAGAAUGUCAUUCCUCUUAUUCUUGACCGAGAAAACGUACCAUAUUCAAAUUGGGUCAAACUGUUUGAAUAUCAUACACACGCCUAUAAUGUGCUUGAUCAUAUUUACCCUAAAACGCCUAAGCCGACGGACUUAUCAGAUGAUAUGUGGAAGUACGUCUUGAUUCCAUUCUCAAGAACUGGAUUUAUGGUACAAUUUAUAAGGAUUUGCUUGAAACAAUUCUGUGCAAAGGAGCUACAGCUCAACAGGAUCAACGUGCGAAUAUUGAUCAACCCGUAUCAGAACAAAAGUUGGUUAGUUAUUCGUUUGGUUUCAAGGCUCGCAAACAUCGACUUCGAUACCGUGGCUGCUAUGAUUCAACAAAUAGAGCCCUUACCUUCGUUUGAAACAGGCCGAUCCCGGCUCUUACUUGAGGAAUCUCGUCGUGCCAAAUACACUAGUGUUGUACCUUCAUCGUUUGUGGCACAAACCGGCAACCCUGCUCAACUUGCUACCGCACCUUCCACUCAACAUCAGCAGACCCAGCCAGUAGGUCAUGGUGGUGACCUUGCUAGUCGUGGUCGCGGGCGUGGAAAAGACCGUGGUAGAGGACAUCAACAACAGCAACCCCAACAGCAAGGAGCACCACAAUGGGUUAACUCGCAGCAUCAAUGGGCAGCACCGCCACAGCAACCUCAAGCCAUAUAA